This is a messenger RNA of Synchytrium microbalum, 1263 nucleotides long. RefSeq lists its product as uncharacterized. The coding region runs from base 1 to 1263 and encodes 420 amino acids. Gene Ontology annotation, biological process: fatty acid beta-oxidation; phenylacetate catabolic process. The record is from RefSeq and is a predicted model, not a curated record. The transcript is spliced from 13 exons. Gene Ontology annotation, cellular component: peroxisome. Gene Ontology annotation, molecular function: acetyl-CoA C-acyltransferase activity. Lineage: Eukaryota; Fungi; Chytridiomycota; Chytridiomycetes; Synchytriales; Synchytriaceae.
AUGUCGGCACAACAACGUAUCUCCAGUCUCUCUGCUCACUUGGUAGCAGCAAACAACCACCAAGAAAAUCACGUUUCCGAAAAUGCACUGGCUGCCGGAAAGCGAGCCAAGUCUCCAAACGAUGUCGUCAUUGUCUCUGCCCUUCGCUCUCCUAUCUGUAAAGGCGGCCGUGGUGCAUUCAAGGAAACUCAUCCUGAAUUCCUCUUGACUCAAGUCUUGAAGGCUACUAUUGCCAAAACCGGCAUUGACCCUGCCAAAAUUGAAGACGUUCAAGUUGGUAACGUCCUCAUGCCUGGUGCUGGUAUCCAAACCUCUCGUAUGGCUGCUAUCUAUGCUGGGAUCCCAGAAUCUGCUGCAACAGCAGCCGUCAAUCGUCAAUGCGGUUCAGGUUUGGCUACUUGUGCAAACAUUGCUGCUUCCAUCGCUCAAGGAUACAUGGACAUUGGCAUUGGCGCGGGUGUCGAAUCAAUGUCCAAAUACUAUGGCCCACAAGCAAUGCCAACAGACAUCUCCCCAUCAAUCCUCGAAUUGGAAGCUGCCCAAGACGUCUUGAUUCCUAUGGGCCAAACAUCCGAAAACGUGGCUCAAGAAUUCGGAAUCACACGUCAAGAACAAGAUGAUUUGGCAUUCCGAUCUCAUUCUCUAGCUCUCAAGGCUCAAAAGGAAGGAUUGUUCAAGAGUGAAAUCGUCCCCAUCACGUUGGAGGAUGGAACUGUUGUGGAUGCUGAUGAUGGUAUUCGUCCUACUACUCGUGAAGCUUUGGGAAAACUUCGUCCUGCAUUCUCAUCUGAAGGUACCACUACUGCUGGAAAUGCCAGUCAAGUCAGUGAUGGAGCUGCUGCUGUCUUGUUGAUGCGUCGAAGUGUUGCUGAAAAGUUGGGUCUCCCUGUUCUUGCUCGAUGGGUCGGCUUCUCUGUUGUCGGUGUUCCUCCUCGAAUUAUGGGUGUUGGACCUGCAUUUGCAAUUCCUGCCGUUUUGAAACAAACUGGUUUGACUAUUGACGACAUUGACAUUUUCGAAGUCAAUGAAGCAUUUGCUUCUCAAGCUGCAUACUGUGUCAAGAAGCUUGGUAUUCCAAUGGAAAAAUUGAAUCCCAAGGGUGGUGCUAUUGCUUUUGGUCAUCCUUUGGGAAUGACAGGAGCACGUCAAAUUGCUACUUUAUUGCCCGAACUCAAGAGGCAACACAAACGAUUUGGUCUUACUUCCAUGUGUGUUGGCGUUGGAAUGGGAUUGGCUUGUGUGUUGGAGAAUGAGCAAUUGUAA